Molecule: messenger RNA, 2465 nt
Organism: Zootermopsis nevadensis
Lineage: Eukaryota; Metazoa; Arthropoda; Insecta; Blattodea; Termopsidae
Product: mitochondrial basic amino acids transporter
Biological process (GO): mitochondrial L-ornithine transmembrane transport
Cellular component (GO): mitochondrion
Molecular function (GO): high-affinity L-arginine transmembrane transporter activity
Source: RefSeq, a predicted model, not a curated record
ACAAUUCACGUAGCGGCACGGAUUUAAUAUUUUUUUAACUCGAUGAAAAAUAGGCCUUCAUUAUCAAACAAAACGAAAGUUGUCGGAUGAAGUGAUAAAAUGACAGAGAAGCAGCCAUUACUUGUCCCGAGGUCAAGUUUAUUUAUAAUAUUAUAAGAAGAUGGUUAGGGUUGAACUUUGGAAGAGGGGCAGAUCCGAGCACGGACUCCAGAGGUGACGUCUGGUCCUUGGUUAAGCGAAGCCUUCAGCCGGGCGAUCGUAUGAGAACAGAACGGGGUGGUAACUCCGAUAAAUAACUUCAACACUCUUGUCUGCAACCAUUAGUUUGUUUGAUCCCAUGCGUGGUUGAUCGUCUCUGGAGAUAACAAUUUUAGAUUGGAAAUAAACAAGUGGAUUACAAAUCGAUCCUUUUUAUAUUUGUUUGGAAAUAUUGUAGAAUGACCAGAUUCGAGAAACGACCAUCUUGUUCUCUUGUGCUCAUCUCGUGGACCUGCGUCUGUGUUGACGUUGAGGGCUUAUUCCGUCAGAUAUAUUCUGUGUCCGCUCGGUACUCAGAAGAAACUCCCUGGUGACAGCUUCUGCCACAAAUAACCCAAAUAACACCUCGUCAUGGCACUCGACUUUUUCGCUGGAUGUUUGGGAGGCUGUGCUGGAAUAAUGAUGGGUCAUCCCUUUGAUACAAUUAAGGUUCGGCUUCAAACACAGAAUUUUCGGAAUCCACAAUAUAAAGGAGCUGUCGAUUGCCUUACAAGCAUUUUAAAGAAAGAAUCGAUAUGGGGACUGUACAAAGGGAUGUCCUCGCCGAUGGCUGGAGUCGCCGUAGUAAAUGCAGUCGUGUUUGGGGUUUACGGGAACUUUCAACGUCACGUGACUCAUCCUGAAGCUCUGUCCUCACAUUUCGUGGCUGGGGCAGUUGCUGGAUUUGUCCAAAGUUUUGUGUGCAGCCCCAUGGAACUAGUGAAAACGCGGCUCCAGAUUCAAGAUAUCAGGGCUGUACCUGGAGGCGGCUACACUGGACCAAUGAACUGCCUCGUCCAGGUGGCAAAAGCCGAGGGACUUCGUGGCGUAUUCAGAGGCCUUGGUGCCACUAUUUGCCGAGAGGUGCCAGGAUUUGGUACCUAUUUCUUUGCUUAUGAGUUAAUGACGAGGCCAGCUGGACCUCCUCUCAGCACCUCUCACAUGAUGUUUGCCGGUGGUCUUAGCGGGACGUUAUCGUGGGUCAUCACUUAUCCGAUUGACGUCGUCAAAUCCCGUCUACAGGUUGACGGGAUGGGUGGUGUGUACAGAUACACCGGAUUCGUUGAUUGUCUGAGAAAAAGUAUACAGACUGAAGGGUAUCGUGUGUUGACCAGGGGCCUGGGGUCUACCGUUUUGAGGGCUUUUCCAACAAACGCUGCAACGUUCACUGUUGUUACCUGGGUAAUCCGAUGGGCUGAUGAAAACCAUGUCGAAACCACAUCAGGAUACGUGAUUGCUGAAUUAGUAGACUUUAAAGAAAUUAAACCGUCUAAAGUCCAAAAUGUAAUUAAUCAUGACGAAGUGCAUGGGUUUAAGGUUUUUGGAGUUCUGGAAAACAUCGAUUUCAAAGAUAAAUGCAUGAAGACUGUCUUCGAGUUGAAGAAGACAAUUCUUCACAAUUUUAUAGGAAGUAACAUUUUCCCCAGUCAACAACUGAUGUUAAAAUCUAGGCAGAUUUGUUCCUCAGGCAAAGGAGAUGAUAGCGAAAGAUAUUUUUGCGAAAAUGUUAAGGAAGACAUUUGCAUGAAAACUGCGUUAUUUCAGGAAAGUAAAACGGACACUAUGAACAAAGCAGAGGAAGAUAGAAUAAAUAAAAGUGAGGACUCAGAAGACGGAGAAAACUCAGACAGACAGAGAGACAAAGACUCACAGACUGAGAAAGCAACCAACACUUACGAACACAAAAAUGAUUACUACAAUUCUUCUGUAAGGUAAUUGUAUAUUGGACAUAAAAUGCCUUCAUCCUAACUCAAUGAAGAGUUUUGCAGGCGAAAUUGAUGUUUAAGGAAGGAACGCGCAUUGGGGUCUCAAGUGUUAUUUUUAGGGGUGUUUUCAUCCUUAGGAGCGGUGUAAUUUCUAUGAAGAUGUAUGUAUGCAAACGACAAGUAACAUCCUGUGAUAUCAGUUUGUGUAAUACGUCGUUAAAAAAUUCGUGUGUUCUGUCUUAUUGGAAAGAUAAGUAAUAUGGAAAUGACCUCUCUGCUGGUUUGAGUAGUUAUAAUGAACACACGUUAAGACACGUUGAACUACGAAUCAGAUUAUUGAAGAGGUGAAUUGUUUAACACGUGUUUUUAUCAAUUUUAGUCAGUGAAAUAAUGGCGUUUAUAGCCUAAAACUGUGCUAAUGUGAUAUAUAUAUAUAACUUAUUACAGUCUUUAUCUGACAUGUGUAAGUGUGUCCAGACUGAUUCAAAAAAUGAAUAAAAAUAUUUUAAUUGACCUGACUUA